Molecule: messenger RNA, 423 nt
Organism: Wallemia ichthyophaga EXF-994
Lineage: Eukaryota; Fungi; Basidiomycota; Wallemiomycetes; Wallemiales; Wallemiaceae
Exons: 2
Coding region: 1-423 (140 amino acids)
Source: RefSeq, a predicted model, not a curated record
AUGAACAUCUCACAAGCACACAUCAUACACAUGGCACUCCUCUCGCUCUCCGCAAUCCUCUGCCUGGCCACUGCAGCACCCGUCGCAAAGACGGAUGCAGAGGUGCACGAAAUUUCACAACGCGGGCUCGUUAACGGCAUUGGAUCCUUCUUCGCUGUCGGCCUAGGCGCGUGUGGUGCGUGGUCGCAGCCAUCGGACAUGGUCAUUGCUCUCCCAACCGCCCAUUACGCAGGUGGUGCCAACUGCUGGAAGCACUACACGGUGACCAACACCAACACUGGAAAAGUGAUGGACGCGACUGCUGUAGAUUUGUGCCCUACCUGCCAAGACAACCAGAUCGACUUGAGCAGAGGUCUCUUCAGCGAACUCACCAAUGGGAAUAUGGCUCAGGGUUUGUGUGACUUGACUUGGACUCCAGCAUAA